AUGCAGCCUAAUGUAUAAGCAUAUAAUUACCCUGUUUAAAAGGAUGGCAUGAAUUAGCCUAUGGAUUAAUAAUUUUAUCAGCAAUAGUAACCAAUAAAUUAGGGUUAAGGAGUUCCACUUGGACAUCCUGUAAAUCCAUAAUACAUUCCAGUUCAAUAGCAAUAACCAUUUAUCAGUAUUAGAUUAGUUAAUGUUAGAUGGACCUGUUAUUAUAUAACCAAUUGUUGUAUAAUAAAUAAGAAGAGCAAAUGCAGAUGGGUGUUCAUAUCCUGCUGAUAUAAUUUGUCCUUAUUGUCAAAAAGCAGUUCAGACAUAUAUUAAACAUAAAAGCGGUUGUCAUACUUGGCUCGCUUGUUGGUUACUGUUUCUAUUUUUUUUACCUUUAUUCUUUUUGCCAUUUUGUUUUGAAGAAUGUUUAGAUAAAAUCCAUCUCUGUCCAAAUUGUGGAAAAAAAGUAGGAAAAAAGAAAUAUAAAAUGUGUGGAUGA
This is a messenger RNA of Paramecium pentaurelia, 487 nucleotides long. The record is from the annotation of a GenBank genome assembly. NCBI's taxonomy places the organism in Eukaryota, Ciliophora, Oligohymenophorea, Peniculida, Parameciidae.